Triplophysa dalaica is the source of this 2532-nucleotide messenger RNA. It is a transcript of the gene pycr1b, whose product is annotated as pyrroline-5-carboxylate reductase 1b. The transcript has 8 exons. Gene Ontology annotation, biological process: L-proline biosynthetic process. The coding region runs from base 484 to 1443 and encodes 319 amino acids. Gene Ontology annotation, molecular function: pyrroline-5-carboxylate reductase activity. NCBI's taxonomy places the organism in Eukaryota, Metazoa, Chordata, Actinopteri, Cypriniformes, Nemacheilidae. The record is from RefSeq and is a predicted model, not a curated record.
AUAGUGUCCUAUAGAAACAUACACUAAUGAGAGAGAGAGAGAGAGAGAGAGAGAGACAUACAUACACAAGUCCACCACAGUCUUGGCAUUACUCUCACUACACUACAGUAAAAUCAUACUCAAAUAUUUUCUUGUGUCUCUUACACUUUUUGUCAUAUUUUUUAUUUUAUUAUGUUUUUUCCCAAAUAUUCCAAAUAUUUGGGAGGCUCUUCUGGUUCUUUCUGUCACUUAUUGUGGAGGAACUGAUGCAAUGAUGUCGCUAUCUCAUAUGCCCAGCCCUCAUAUCGCUAUGCUACUGAUGAUUGGACCGACGCGACCACGUCCUUUCUCUCAUUGGUGGAUUCGUGUGUCAGUCAGAGCGCGCUACCGUUGCACAUGGUGGAGGGAAGCCACGUUGACAACAAUUAACGUUUUACCGCUUGAAACCUCGAGCAGAACAGAAUCUUCCGUUCGUUGUGUCGUUGAAGGUGUGACAUCAGCACAAUGAGUGUUGGGUUUAUCGGAGCGGGUCAGCUGGCACACGCGCUGGUCAAAGGUUUCACAGCGGCCGGUGUGAUCACUGCCGGUCGUAUCACAGCCAGUGCUCCUGACAUGGAUCUGCCCACCGUCUCCGGUCUGAGGAAAAUGGGUGUCUAUUUGACCACAAGUAACAAAGAAGCGGCGCACAAGAGUGACGUUCUGUUCCUGGCGGUCAAACCUCACAUCAUUCCCUUCGUUCUGGAUGAAAUCGGUCCAGAUAUUGAGGAUCGGCAUCUCAUCGUCUCCUGUGCUGCCGGGGUCACCAUCAGCUCUAUUGAGAAGAAACUGCUUCAGUAUCGGACGGCACCGAAGGUGAUGCGCUGUAUGACCAACACUCCAGUGGUGGUGCGAGAGGGGGCGACGGUUUACGCCACAGGAACACAUGCAGACGUGGAGGACGGCAAACUCCUGGAGCAGCUGAUGGCCAGCGUGGGUUUCUGUACGGAGGUGGAGGAAGACCUCAUCGAUGCUGUGACAGGUCUCAGUGGUAGCGGACCGGCUUACGCUUUCACAGCGCUCGAUGCUCUCGCUGAUGGUGGGGUGAAGAUGGGGUUGCCACGGAGACUGGCACUGAGACUGGGAGCACAGGCGCUACUGGGUGCAGCUAAAAUGCUUCUGGACUCAGAACAGCAUCCGGGUCAGUUGAAAGAUAACGUCUGUUCACCAGGGGGCGCCACCAUCCACGCGCUUCACUUUCUGGAGAGCGGAGGGUUCCGCAGUCUCCUCAUCAACGCCGUGGAAGCGUCCUGCAUCCGAACCAAGGAGCUUCAGAGUCUGGCUGACCAGGAGAACAUCUCACCUGCUGCCAUCAAGAAGACGACGCUGGAUCAGGUUCUGCAGCAGCCGGGCGUCUCCUCAACGUCUGUCAACACCAAGGGCAGAGUCAAUCUGUUCAAUAACAGAACUGGAGUCAAGAAGAACUAACACACAUCGUCUCUCAUCACCACAAAACACAAAAUGAUCCAGGAGUGAAGUCUAUUCACAAACACACAGAGUGAACUGAAGUGCAUUAUGGGUCGUGUGUCUGCUUCUGUAGUUAGUUGAUCUUCACAAUGUAAACAGUUUCAAACCAGUUAAGUGUUAACACACACACACACACAACAGACCUGUUGAGUCAAACACAGUCUCAGGAUCUCAGCGCACCAAUGAACAGCUGCAGGAAGUGAUGUCAGAAUGACCUCAAGAACUCAUAUCGCUGUCAUGUUUGAAAAUGGUGCAUCUUAUGAUAUAAGACAGGAGUGUAUAAUGCACUUGUGUCUGUUUUUGCUUGAUGUCCGUUCUGUUCAUGGCUGAAUUGUGUUUCCGCUGAGAAACAGUUUGUGUUUCAUUAAAGCAAGAGUGAAGGAUGAACGUGUUAUUCACGACAAGAACAAAUGAAGAGUUUGGUUCCAAAAUGAGAUCUCUUUUGAAUUUUAUUGUGCAUUCCAGAUAAUAUCAUUCAAACUGUAUUUGGUUUGUUUUGAUUUAAGACAUACUUACUCAACAAAUACAGCUAACUAACACAAAAUAACACAAUUAAAACGUUUUUUUUUUUUAAACUGUGUUAUCUAACAGCAUCAUCGUGACCUCCAUUAGCACCAAACAAGGGUUUUCCCCUCCUGCUUCACAGUUAAAUGAUCUCAAUCUGUUCUGGAGUCUCAAUUCAAGCUGUAGGGUUAUGAGUCAAAUCAUCAUCACCAUUAUUUUGCUCAAAAGUUUAAUCACGAUUAGUAAACAGUUACUUUAUCAGUUCAGAACUUUAGUUUUUACAGCAUGUUUAUAAGGUCUAUACCUUACAGCUAAUGAAUAUGUUAUAAUCUGCUGCCGUUUGCCGUUGCUCUCAAACCAUCAUCUAAACACUAAAAUAAACAUUCUGUGACCUUCGGAAUGAAACCUUGCUAGUUUUUUUACAAAUUUACCUUCAUGUUUAUCGGUGUGUUUUGCAAAUAAGUAUUUAAAAACGCUCUCCUACUUGUAAAUCGCUUUGGAUAAAGGCGUCUUCCAAAUGAAUAAACGUAAAUGUGGUCAAAGGCA